AUGCGAACUUCGGCUGUCCCCAUUGCCAUCAUCGGCGCAGCCGCGGCGGCAAAUGCCUCAACCGCCGUCGGAUGCUCCGGCGGCCUACAGAUUCUUCUUGCCCGCGGCACCGGAGAGCGACUCAACAACAGCAUAGCCAACAGAGUCGCUGAGGGUAUCAUGAGCCGCAUCCCGGAUUCCAAUUUCACCUCUUUGGACUACCCGGCUACCUUUACGAACCCGCCUUACAAAUCAUCUGUCGCUGAGGGUGUCAAUAUUCUAAAGAGUGCACUCGAUAGCUAUCAUUCCACCUGCCCAGAUGGCAAGAUUGCUGGUGCUCAAGUGUCCACUUACGCAUUUUGCGGGGGAAAUGGGACAGAUAUUGCCAGCACGGAGGUGACCAAAAAUGUUAUUGCGAUCCUCGAAUUCGGCGAUCCCACCCAUGUCUCCAGUGCGACCUACAACAGGGGAAACAGCACAAAGAACGGCAUAUUUGCCCUGGACAGCGACUCGGUGAAGAGAUGCGAAAGCCUCGGUGACAGUCUGAGAUCUUACUGCGACACAGGCGAUAGCUAUUGCGACCUUGGCAAUGUUACGGGCGUCCACACCAGCUACUUCCAACGAUACACCAAUGAAACCGUUGACUUUGUUGUCAGCCGCUACCAAAACACAGGCGACCAAAGUUCCACCACGACAUCACCAACGGGCUCGGUUACGACUGGGGUAGGUGGCUCAGCCUCGGCAACAGGAGAUGUUGGCGGUAGUGCGCCUUGGCUGGGGCCGGGGAACAAUGGCAUGCUUUACACAGCCCCUCUAGCUGUAUGGGCCUUCUUUCAGCUGCUCUAA
This is a messenger RNA of Clonostachys solani, 825 nucleotides long. NCBI's taxonomy places the organism in Eukaryota, Fungi, Ascomycota, Sordariomycetes, Hypocreales, Bionectriaceae. The record is from the annotation of a GenBank genome assembly.